Messenger RNA from Phragmites australis (common reed), 1410 nucleotides. RefSeq names its product 2-alkenal reductase (NADP(+)-dependent)-like. Bases 74 to 1126 code for a protein of 350 amino acids. The transcript is spliced from 5 exons. Gene Ontology annotation, molecular function: 2-alkenal reductase [NAD(P)H] activity. NCBI's taxonomy places the organism in Eukaryota, Viridiplantae, Streptophyta, Magnoliopsida, Poales, Poaceae. The record is from RefSeq and is a predicted model, not a curated record.
UCUACGGUCCCAAGACAGCAGCGCUCCAUCCCAUCGGACGAGCCGAGGCGAGCCAGGGAGUGAGGGCCGAGCGAUGGCGGCGGCGGCAGCGGAGGGGCAGGAGGUGCCGAACAAGCGGGUGAUCCUGAAGCGCUACGUGACGGGGCACCUCACGGAGGACGACAUGGAGGUGGUCACCGGCGCCGCGCGCCUCGCCGUGCCGCCCGGGUCGGCGGCGGUGGUGCUCAAGAACCUCUACGUGUCCUGCGACCCCUACAUGCGCGGCCGCAUGACCAAGCACGAGACGCCCAGCUACGUCCCCGACUUCGUCCCGGGGGAGGUUUUGGUUAACUUUGGUGUGAGCAAGGUGGUAGCAUCUGGGCACCCGGAUUUCAAGGUUGGCGAUCUUGUGUGGGGAAUCACCGGAUGGGAGGAGUACACUCUCAUCCCUAACCCAGAGUCUCUGUUCAAGAUCAAUCAUCCUGAAUUGCCUCUGUCAUAUUACACAGGUGUUCUUGGCAUGACCGGCCUUGCUGCUUGGGCUGGAUUUUUCGACGUGGGCAAGCCUAAGAAAGGCGACUAUGUCUUCGUCUCAGCGGCAUCAGGCGCUGUUGGUCAGAUUGUUGGGCAGCUUGCUAAGCUCAAAGGAUGCUACGUGGUUGGCAGCGCUGGUUCUGACGAGAAGGUCAAUCUUCUGAAAACCAAGUUUGGGUUCGACGAUGCCUUCAACUACAAGGAGGCGCAAGACCUCAAUGCCGCCUUGAAGAGGUGCUUCCCGGAGGGCAUCGACAUCUACUUCGAGAACGUGGGCGGCCCGACACUCGACGCCGUGCUGCUCAACAUGCGCAGCCACGGGCGGAUCCCCGCGUGCGGGAUGAUCUCGCAGUACAACCGGGAGCAGCCGGAGGGCAUGCGCAACCUCUCCAGCGUGGUGGCCAAGCGCCUGCGCAUCGAGGGGUUCAUGGUCUCCGACUACAUCGGCGAGUACCGCAGGUUCGAGGAGGAGAUGGUGGGGUACCUCAAGGAGGGCAAGGUCAGCUACGUGGAGGACGUGGCGGAGGGGCUCGAGAAGGCACCGGCGGCGCUCAUCGGGCUCUACUCCGGACGCAACGUCGGCAAGCAGGUGGUCGCCGUCGCCCGGGAGUGAUUGGCCUGAUGAAAAUCCAUGCGUAGGGAAGUUCAAACUUCCAUCUAUCCAGUACCGAUUGUUGUGUUAAUGCUUACCAUCAACAUGUGCCCGGAUUUGGUGUUUUGCUAAGAUGUGCUAUGUUUGAUAGAACUUUGGUUUCGGGAUACAUGCAGAAUUAUGAGUUUGUAAAAUAAAAAAAAAAUUAAAUAUCUAUUUUUAAUCUAAAAUAAUAAAAUAUAUCAACCCUCUAACUGCUCACAGCUUCAGACUCUAGAAAUUCUUAAUACUGAAACGUUCUUGAU